Molecule: messenger RNA, 1362 nt
Organism: Rotaria sordida
Lineage: Eukaryota; Metazoa; Rotifera; Eurotatoria; Philodinida; Philodinidae
Source: the annotation of a GenBank genome assembly
AUGUCGAGCACCAAUACAGAACGGUCGAAUUUUCGUGGUAACCGACCGCUUUCAUCAAAUCCACCUCAUUCAAUUUGUUUAACUGAUCGAAAAGUUGUUUCAUUUACACAUUUAUGGACAAUUGAUCAUUUUCAAUCAUAUUUAGACGAUCCCCAAUCUCCUCGUGUAUUAUUCAGUUCAUAUUUUUCGCCAACAUUUGGUCCACAUACAGACACAAGUUGGUGCUUAAAACUUUAUCCAAAAGGUGUUAAUGAAAAAUCUGUUGAAUAUAUAAGUUUAUUUGUUAAAUAUGUUCGUGGUCGUACAGAUUUAUUAGCUAAAGCUGAAUUUUCAUUAAUAAAUAGUCGUGGAGAAUUUCAUAUUGUACGUAAAACUCCAUAUCAUGUAUUUCCAACAGGUGGUGAUUGGGGUUAUUCAGAAUAUUUAAUGCGUAUGGUAUUAACAACACAACGUAAAUCUGAAUUAUUAAAUUCUGAUCAAAGUUUAAAAAUUUUUGCACGUGUUAUUAUUGUUGGAGAAUCAUCAUCAUCAAUAAUACAUGAAGAAAAAAAGAAUACAUAUGAUAGUUUAGUAUCAUUAUCAACACAUUUAGGUUCAUUAUUAUCAUCAACAAAAGAUAAUUGUUAUGAUGUUACAAUUAUUGUACGACCAGAACAAUUUAAUAAUUUAAUAUAUGAAAAUAAAUCAAAUGAUAUACCAUCAUCAUCAUCAUCAUCAUCAUCAUCGUCAUCAUCAUCAUCGUCAUCAUCCCCAAAAAAGACUAAUAAUCGUACGAAACGUAAACGAUAUAGUUCAAAUUCUGGUGGAAGUAGUGGUGCAGGAGAAUCAUCAGAUGAAACAACUUCAACAGCAUUAGCUAUUCUAUCAACACCUAUAACAACAACAUUUUAUGCACAUCGAAGUAUAUUGAGUGCUCGUAGUCCUGUAUUUGCUGCAAUGUUUUCUCAUUCAAUGUUAGAAGAUCAAAAUUCUACAAUUGAAAUAACUGAUUUACAAGCUGAAACAGUUCGUUGUUUACUUGAAUAUAUAUAUACAUCGAAUGUUGAAGAAAUAAAUGAACAUAAUGCAAUAGAAAUUUUUAAAGCUGCCGAUAAAUAUGAAUUAGAAUUUUUAAAACAAAAAGCAGAAUUAAUUAUGAUUAAUUCAUUAUCAAUAAUAAAUUGUACAAUGCUUUUUAUUGUUGCUGAUUUACAUAAUGCAAUUGAAUUAAAAAAACGUAUUUUAAAUUUUAUAAUGCGUAAUAUAAUUGAAAUAAUUGAAACAGAUGAUUGGCGUUUAUUAGUUGAACAACAUCCAGUAUUAGCAACUGAAGCAUUUGUUUAUUCAGCUGAACAUGCAGCAUCAUGUGCUUGUUCUUUGUAA